Molecule: messenger RNA, 1441 nt
Organism: Artibeus jamaicensis (Jamaican fruit-eating bat)
Lineage: Eukaryota; Metazoa; Chordata; Mammalia; Chiroptera; Phyllostomidae
Gene: TMEM179
Product: transmembrane protein 179
Exons: 4
Coding region: 119-817 (232 amino acids)
Source: RefSeq, a predicted model, not a curated record
GCGGGCGGGGGCGCGCAGCUCCGCUGGCGCCGUCACUGCGCAGCCUCCCGCGCGGCCCCGGUCAGCCUGCGCGCAGCGCUGGGUGCCUCGCGGUCCCGGCCCGCAGCCUCCCCGCGCCAUGGCGUUCAGCCGCUUCCACCUCGCGCAGUGCGUCUGCUACUUCCUGGCCUUCGUCUUCAGCUUCGUGGUGGUGGUGCCGCUGUUCGAGAACGGCCACGACUUCCGCGGCCGCUGCCUGCUCUUCACGGAGGGCAUGUGGCUGAGCGCCAACAUGACGGUGCAGGGGCGCGAGCGCUUCACGGUGCAGCAGUGGGGCCCGCCCGCCGCCUGCCGCUUCAGCCUGCUCAUCAGUCUCCUCUCGCUGGUGGUCGCCGCGGGCCACGCCUGGCGCACGCUCUUCUUCCUCUGCAAGGGCUACGAGGGCUCCUUCCUUUACUCCCUCCUGAACCUGCUGGUCAACGCCUUCGUGGUCUUCCUCGUCUUCAUCUCCAGCACCAUCGUGAGCGUGGGCUUCACCCUGUGGUGUGAUGCUGUCACGGAGAGGGGCACCGUGCCCCGCAGCUGUGAGGACCUCCAGGGCAUCGACUUGGAGCUGGAUGUUGACAACUCUGCCUUCUACGACCAGUUUGCCAUUGCCCAGCUGGGCCUCUGGGGCGCCUGGCUGGCCUGGCUGAUCCUCACCGUCAUGGCCUUCGUGAGGGUCUACCGCAGCUGCCGGGAGGAGGCCCUGCUGGACAGCCUGGCCCACGAGAAGGAGCUGCUGCUGGCCCGGUCCGACCGCGCCCUCUUCCAGGAGGAGAAGAGCGCCGUCAUCUAGGCGUCCCCGCCGCCCGGGGCACACGCCCUGUCCCCGGGCCACGGCGGGGCGUCGGCCUGGGCCCCCAUCCCACCUUCACUGCCUUGCAUGUCUCCCCCCGCAUCAUGAGUAGCUGCUCCCCCAAACACCUCAAUUCCCACUGUGACCGCGGUGGCUGACCGGGUGGGGCUGCUUGGGGGGACCUGGGUGGCAAGGCUGCUAGAGGGUGGCCGGCCUCUCUGCCCCCUCUGGCCACCAGGUCCAGGCUCUGCCCGUGUGUCUGUAGGUUGAAGCAUCAGAAGUGCAGGAUGGCUGUGCGGGCCUGUGUGGGUGUCCUGGGGAGCAGCUGUCGUGCCUGGUGUGGGGGCCGGGGCGGCCCAGCCUGGCGCUUGUCUCCUUGUGUGGGGGCUGGGCCGGUGCCCUGCAGGUGUCUGAGUGUGCACGUGAGGGUGUGAGUGUGCACGUGUGAGAGUGCAAGCACAUGAGAGCAUGCCCAUACACAGCUGUAUGUGUGCAUAUGAAUGAGUGUGCGCAAGUGUGGGUGAGCACGCAAAAUGUGCAAGCCUGUGGAGGCAACUGCACGCACACAAGUGUACGUGUGCAGACAUGUGAGUGUGUGUGUGCACAAGGAGUGGCGGGCCAAGG